AUGAAAGGCUUAGCAAGAAGCUAUGUCUGGUGGCCGGGCAUUGACACAGACAUUGAACACGUUUGUAAAUCUUGUACAGGAUGCCAGGAGGUCAAGCAUGCGCCACCCGCCGCACCUAUUCACCCAUGGGAAUGGCCGUCCAUUCCCUGGCAGCGUAUUCAUAUAGAUUUUGCAGGCCCAUUCCUCGACAUGAUGUUUUUUGUGGCAGUCGAUGCCCAUUCAAAAUGGCCUGAAGUGGUUCCGAUGAAAACGACCACAGCAGAGAAAACUGUGGAGGUGAUGCGAGAGAUAUUCAGCAGAAACGGAGUCCCAGCUCAGGUAGUGAGCGAUAAUGGCCCCCAGUUCGUAUCGGAACAUUUUUCCAAUUUCAUGAGGUGUAAUGGAAUUAAACACACAACAUCAGCUCCAUAUCAUCCAAGCACUAACGGUCUCGCGGAGCGUUUUGUCCAGUCUUUCAAAUGUGCAAUGAAAGCAAGCAAGAAGGACUCUGGUUCAGUACAGAAAAGGCUGGCCAACUUUCUAUUGGCAUAUAGAAACAGUAAACAUAUGACCACGAAUGAGACCCCAGCAAAGCUCUUCAUUGGACGUAACUUACCGUCGCGGCUUGAUUUGAUCAAACCGGAUAUAAGACGAUGCGUUGAUGAACACCGCUGGAAACAAGAAUCCAAGCGACAGGUUCCUUGUAGAUCAUUCUCUGUUGGAGAGCCGGUAUCUAUACGUGACUAUCGUGGUUCACAGAAAUGGAUUUAUGGCAAG
Pecten maximus is the source of this 756-nucleotide messenger RNA. RefSeq lists its product as uncharacterized. The transcript has a single exon. Gene Ontology annotation, biological process: DNA integration. Gene Ontology annotation, molecular function: nucleic acid binding. The record is from RefSeq and is a predicted model, not a curated record. The annotation marks the transcript as partial. NCBI's taxonomy places the organism in Eukaryota, Metazoa, Mollusca, Bivalvia, Pectinida, Pectinidae.